UGAAAGCGAACAAAUGCAAAAACAGGAAGGAAAUGACGCUAACUGAAUAUCGAUAUGUUCGUUUUCCUUCCGACGCGCAACGCCAACUUGCUCGAAAGCCAAGGACUCAUGGCCUCAUGGUGUACUCGCGGGGACAGUGACAGGCACGGAGUCGCCCAAUCACCUCACCACCUGCGUAUUCAUGUUGACGCGCUGGACCACAAUGUUUCUCAUUAGGACGUGCAGGAUCGAGCCGGUCCGGGACAAUGUCAGGAGAAGCAGCGACGGCCAGGGGCCAUGAAUAAAUAACGGAGGCCAGGGCUCCUAUAAAAUGGCCCAGGCAGGGAGAACGGCGAGUGCAGGAGGAAAGACGAUAGGCAGCAAGAUGACUCGGUCGUCCUGGGAACUAACACUUCGCCUGACAGUUGCGGUGCUGCUGUGUGUCUCGCUGCAUUCCCACGCCAUCGGCCUCAGUGACCUGCUGGACAGGGCGUCUCAGCUUUCCGACCGGCUCCACUCGCUCAGCGCGUCGCUCACCAACGACCUGGACUCAUACUUCUCCCCUGUGGGCCACGUGAUGAUGCCCCGCCCAUCGAUGUGCCACACGUCCGCCCUUCAGACCCCCAGCGACAAGGACCAAGCGCUGAGAGUGCCGGAAUCGGAGCUUCUCUCCCUCAUCCGCUCUUUGCUCCUCUCCUGGAGUGACCCCCUGCUCCUGCUUUCCCUGGAGGCCCCCACUCUGCCUCAUCCGUCCAACAACGCCAUCCACAGCAAGACGAAGGAGCUGCAGGACAACAUGCAAAACCUGAACUCGGGUCUGGAAAGGCUGGUGCACAAGAUUGGCUACAAGUCGCCCACCUUCCUCCCUUUCAAAGGGCACGAGCUCAGCGACGACAAGAUCUCACGGCUCACCUACUUCCACUUCCUGCUGUCCUGCUUCCGAAGGGACUCGCACAAAAUCGACAGCUUCCUCAAGGUCCUCCGGUGCAGGGAGGCUAGGAUGCGCCCUGAGUUUUGCUAAAGGAGGUGCCGCUUUCAGUUCUACACUCCAGCCAUGUGCAUACAGACGUGGGAGAUGGGGAGAACGGGCGGGAGGGGGGGCACAAGGAACAACCCCCUCCAGGAGGUGACUGUUGUA
Messenger RNA from Scleropages formosus (Asian bonytongue), 1117 nucleotides. It is a transcript of the gene prl, whose product is annotated as prolactin. NCBI's taxonomy places the organism in Eukaryota, Metazoa, Chordata, Actinopteri, Osteoglossiformes, Osteoglossidae. Gene Ontology annotation, cellular component: extracellular region. The transcript is spliced from 5 exons. Gene Ontology annotation, molecular function: hormone activity. The coding region runs from base 311 to 1000 and encodes 229 amino acids. Gene Ontology annotation, biological process: positive regulation of receptor signaling pathway via JAK-STAT; positive regulation of cell population proliferation; response to nutrient levels. The record is from RefSeq and is a predicted model, not a curated record.